AUCUUUUAGAAACUGUUGCUGGCAUUGAAGAAACACAGAACUACAACAACAGUGGAUUUGGACUUCAGUGAUUGGAUUAAUGCUGCUAGUCCAUUAUGAAGGGAUAUCUCUUUCUCCUAACUUUCAUAGGUGUCGUCCCAGCCACCUCAUCUCUUCUGCGACCUGUUGGUCAUAAGUAUUUUCUGAUCAAGACAAAAGUGACAUGGAGAGUAGCUCAGAAUUACUGCAGAGAAACAUAUGCUGACUUGGCUACAGUUGAAAGUGACCUUGACUGGUUAAGACUAAAAGUUACAUUGGCAAGGGAAGGUCUGACUGGCGUUGCCUGGGUUGGUUUGUACAAUGAUAUUAACAGUUGGCGCUGGUCUAUUAAUGGCGUGUCACUGAUAAAUAAUUAUCAACAUUGGCCCUCGACACAGCCUGAUAACCUUGGUGGCCACCAAUCAUGUUCUCCUAUAGGCCCAUAUGGAUACUGGUGGGAUUAUGAAUGUGAAAGCCUGUUUCCAAUUAUAUGCUACAAUGCAAACAACAGCUAUGCUGGCAGAUAUGUUGGUGCCAAUACUAACUUUAACUGGAAUGGGGCUCUGGCUUACUGCAGAGAGUUUCACACAGAUUUGGCUUUUGCAACAGAUGAUGCAGAUAACAACGCAUUACAGAGCAUAUCAUACCUUCAGGGUACGUCUUGGUUUGGCCUAUACAGAGACACAUGGAAGUGGUCGGACGGAACUAACACAUCAAAUCUACUAUGGCUUUCUGGACAGCCUGAUAAUUAUUAUACAAAUGAAAACUGUGCCAUUCUUGAUCGAGGACUUUUCAGUGACAUAAAAUGUACUGCGCUCAACUAUUUCAUCUGUCAUAUCACUCAUCCAGUGAGGGAAAAACAGAUCUUGAGACUCGAAGUGAAGUCUGGCUUGAGCAUAUUUGAUUCUGAUGUGCAGUUGGCCAUCUUAGAGCUGGUCAGUCAGAAGCUGGAUGAAAAUGGCAUGCUGGAAAACACCACAGUGACCUGGAGAGUGCAGUCAGAUGGACAAAUCUUUAAAAAGAAAAAACAAGACUUCUAGAUGCUAACCAGAGUUUAAGCUCUGUUAAUUAUAGAAAUGCAAUUAAAAAGAAUGAUGUAGAUUUCUUUCAUUACUGAAAUGUUUCUUGAUAAUGUUAUUGCCUACAGUUUAUGUCUUGUUGAUUACUUUUUAUUUAUAGUACUGUAGCUACUUCACAUUCCCCUUGUAUGUAUAAUUGCAUAUUUAAUUUCAGACUGUCAUGUUUUUAAACAUCCUAUAUUUGUUAUAUAUGAGUUAUAUCUAGCAUUUUGUUAAAAGUCUUCCCUGUUCUCAGAAUGAAUAAGAAUUAGGACAAAUAAACAAUGCUACUCAUCA
This is a messenger RNA of Tachysurus fulvidraco (yellow catfish), 1373 nucleotides long. Its product is annotated as macrophage mannose receptor 1-like. The record is from RefSeq and is a predicted model, not a curated record. NCBI's taxonomy places the organism in Eukaryota, Metazoa, Chordata, Actinopteri, Siluriformes, Bagridae. The coding region runs from base 96 to 1058 and encodes 320 amino acids. The transcript has 6 exons.